Molecule: messenger RNA, 1236 nt
Organism: Ascochyta rabiei
Lineage: Eukaryota; Fungi; Ascomycota; Dothideomycetes; Pleosporales; Didymellaceae
Exons: 2
Coding region: 1-1236 (411 amino acids)
Source: RefSeq, a predicted model, not a curated record
AUGCUCGUUUACCAACCUGCAUCUCUAGGGGUGAGGGUCCAAAAUCGCUGGUUGGCUGGGUUCAUGCAGCCGCGCCAGAGCCACAUGUUCACCGGUCAACGCGUGCAUGAUGGUUUUCAUUAUGAAAGAGUUCCUGUUCCUGACAUACUCUACGAAAUCCACUCAUUUGUCUUCGUCUCUCCCCCUGACCAUACAGAGAAUAUUGUAGCCAUUUCAGCAAAGUUAGUUAACAUAGGCAGUACAGCUAUGGAAGCUGCAGGUCUCGCAUUAGCGGGGAUCCCUCUUUGCGUUCACUUGACUCAAGCGGGCAUUGCCAUCCGAAAAGCUACUAAGAGAAUCAAACAUGCCAGGCGAGAUAUCGCAGAACUAUCGGAUGAAACCGUUAUCUUUGCUGGCCUGUGUGAGGAGUUCCUGCGCACUUGCAAAGACAAUUCUCAAGUAGGCAGUCGUGCUGCUUCGUCUAUCGGCUCACUCAAUACAUGGAUCAAGCGAACGGACAAAGGACUACGCGAGCUCUUGCGGGACGUGAAAGCGUUGAGACCGGACCCCAGAUACCGCCUUUCGAUCCAAGACACUCUUGUGGCUCACUUGAAAUGGUUUUUCAGCAAAAGUACGGUCAAGAGCCUCCGUACUUCCAUGACUGUCGCAAGGGAAUGCAUCGAGGGAUUCACUAAUAUCAUAUGUGUCGCAAAGCUCAAUGAACAGCUGCACGAGCUAAGGAAUGCUUUGAAACAUCCUUCGGCCAGGAGGCGUGUCGAAAAAAGACUCGAUAUGGAUAUUGUAGAAGAGAUUCGAUUAGUGGAGCAAGCGAUUGAAUUAAAAACAUUCGUACGAGAAACGAACAAGAGACAGUUAAAGUGUGCCAAGAAGAAGAUGGCAGAGCGAGAGCCCAGGAGCCAGUCUACGAUUUCCUUGCCUGCUCCGACUGAACUUCUCCAAUUUGCAACUUCGCUUGAUAUCUAUGCAGAGGAAGUACUGCCUUCAGUCCGAUCUCGACAUAAUACGACAACUUUGGAUCAAACUCCUCAAACGUUCCUUUCGAGUAUCCGGCCGCUUCACAACCAAGAUCGCCUGAGACAUAUACAACAUCUAGAGGCCAUAACACUUCUUCGUCGAGCACCAUAUCUACCGUUUCAAGUCAGGUUUCCAUUGUCGAGUCAAGCUCCGUGUCUGAUGUCUCUGAGCCUAUUGAGACUCCCCAGCUUAGGCUUCGUCUUUCGGACGUGGCCGUGCUGA